This is a messenger RNA of Arabidopsis thaliana (thale cress), 1018 nucleotides long. Its product is annotated as LURP-one-like protein (DUF567). The coding region runs from base 92 to 553 and encodes 153 amino acids. The record is from RefSeq and is marked reviewed. The transcript is spliced from 2 exons. NCBI's taxonomy places the organism in Eukaryota, Viridiplantae, Streptophyta, Magnoliopsida, Brassicales, Brassicaceae.
AACUACAAUUUCAGUUUCAUAAUAAUUAUUGAAGUAUAUAGUUUAUAUACCAUUUCUCUUCUCUCUGUCUCUUUGUCUCUCUCUCUUUACCAUGGCUAGGGUUUUUCCUCAAGCGGCCAUCUCUUCACCGUACAUGAGUACGGAGAGAGAGACUUUCACGGUUUGGAUGAAAUCUCUGGUUUACCAAACCAAUGGUUUAACUGUUUACAAUUCCAACGGAGAGAUUACUUACCGUGUCGAAAACUACGACAAAUGUAGCAAUGAAGUCCAUAUCAUGGAUCUCCAUGGCAACAUUUUGUUCACCAUCCGCAAAAAGAAAUUAUGGCUUUUCGGGAGUUGGUAUGUGUAUAGAGAAUGUGGAAGCUUUACAAGCACGGAAGAAGUGAAACCUUGUGCUAGAAUCAAAAGGUCUUCGAUAAGAGAUGGAGAUUGGGAAGUUCGAGAUGAGACCAAUGAAGUCUUUUGGAUUUUAAGAUUUGACCCCAAAUUUGCUUUUCAGAUCAUAGACAUUCACGGAAAUAUCAUUGCACAGGUAAAUAUAUCAAUAUUUUGAACCAAAAAAACGAAAUUGAAAGAGUAUAUAUAUAUAUAGAGUUAAAUACUUAACCAUAUACAUGUUUAAUAGGUUAAGCCAAAGCAAUCAUCAAAUGGGAUUACAUUGGGAGAAGAUGUGUUAACUUUGGAGGUGAAACCACGUGUUGAUCACUCACUCGUUGUCACACUUGUCACUGUAUAUGGAUUAAUUAAAGGAGUAGUCUAAUUUUUCUUGUUUGAUUUGUAUAGUAAAAACACACACACAAAUAGUGAUUUUUCCAACCUUGUUUGUGUUGUGGAAUAUGUAAAUAUUCUUUUUUUUGCGAGCCUUGAAUUUUGCUUGUUUUUUAAGCUCUGUCCAAAAAAACAUUCCACAAUAGAAUUAUAUUGUUUAGGGGGAAAAAGCCGAAAAAAUCGUCAUUUAUUUUUAAUUUGGCUGUUUAAUACAUGUAGUUUUAAAUUUGGAUUAAAAAUACCUCACUUA